Chrysemys picta bellii (western painted turtle) is the source of this 2859-nucleotide messenger RNA. RefSeq names its product F-box only protein 17-like. Gene Ontology annotation, biological process: SCF-dependent proteasomal ubiquitin-dependent protein catabolic process; glycoprotein catabolic process. The record is from RefSeq and is a predicted model, not a curated record. Gene Ontology annotation, molecular function: protein binding; ubiquitin protein ligase activity. Gene Ontology annotation, cellular component: SCF ubiquitin ligase complex; cytoplasm. NCBI's taxonomy places the organism in Eukaryota, Metazoa, Chordata, Testudines, Emydidae.
CCAGCCGGCGACCAGAGCCGGUGUCAGACCCCGCAGCGGGGCUGAGCGGGGAACCCGGAGCCUGUUUCAGGCGCCCCCUAGCGGGCAAGGGGGGAAUCCGGUGCUCGCUUUGUACCGUGUAAACGAGGCCAGGGGCGGCUCCGAGACAGGGCCGGGAUUACACGAGCGGAUGCGGAGAGGAGCGGUAGCAGCUGGGCCGGAGCGAGCCAGGCCGACCCCCGGCCAUGGGGCAGUCGGAGAGCCGGGCUCCCCCGGUCGUGCUGGUGCAGUGGGCGCCCCCGUCUCUCCCGGCCCCGCUGGACCUGAACCCGCUGCCGGACGAGCUCCUGGCGCAGAUCCUGAGCUGGGUCCCGGGCCGCGCCCUGGUGACCCGCUGCCGGCUGGUGUGUCGCCGCUGGCGGGACCUCAUCGACGGGCCCACGGUCUGGCGGCUGCAGGGCGAGAGGCGCCCGGGCUUGGGGGCCACCCUGGCGGCCGCCCGCCUCUGCCUCCCGCCGCAGUGGAGCCGGAUCUGCGUCCUGGAGCCCUUCGGGCGCAACCUGGUCCGGAACCCCUGCGGGCAGGAUCAGUUCAGUCACUGGCAGGUGGAGCGUGGGGGCGAUGGCUGGAAGGUGGAAGAGAACGGCUGCCCGGUUGAGGACGCCCCGGCCCAGACCUGCUUCACCACAUCCUUUGACUGGUGUGUCAAAUCGCAGCUCGUAGAUCUUCUAGAGGAGGGGUUAUGGGAAGAACUGCUGGAUACCUACCAACCGGAAAUCUACAUCUCCGAUUGGUGGGGCACCCAGCGAAAUGGUGGCUGUGAAUACUCCAUCUGCGUCAAGCUCCUGGCUGCCAACAGAAGAACUGUAAUUGCUGAAUUCCAGGCCAACUCUGAUGCCAUACAACAGUGGAACGACGCGCAGUAUCACCAGGUGUCCUACCGGUUCAGGCAGUACGGCCGCGGCGUCCGGUAUGUGCAUUUCCUCCACAGAGGCAAGGAAACUCAUUUCAGGCCGGGACACUACGGCGCACGGAUCACCAACUCCACAGUCAUGGUGAAGCUCAGCUGAGAGCCCGGAGCGGGUCUCCACGAAUCUCUCACGUGAGCCAGAAUGAUGAUCUCCAUUUACCUCUGUGAGCUCCUCUCCCGUCCGAGAACAAAUCCAAGGGAUGCGUCUCCUUGAAAUUAAUACGCCCCUUUGCCUGAGGAACGUCUUUGGUCCGUUCUUUCUGGCCAGCCUCGUUCUGCGCAGGACCAAGGAGCACCGGGGCGAAUCCUUAGGUGCCUAGUGCCUGACUUCGGUCAGUGUGACCCUGCCCCUGCAUGGCAGAAGCAACAAGACUUUUUAAAGAUGGAAACAACUGGGCUUGUGCCUCUAUUUGGGGGGCUUUGGGAUUGUGUCAUCAGAGCAUGAAGGGGUUAAAAAAAUAGUUGUUUGAGGGGUUUUUUUACCAGCAUGAGGAGGAAUUUUCAGCUCUUCUCGGCCACGUUUCCGUUCGGAAGCUGCAGAGAGGUGGGUUGGGAGCUCGCUGUGUGUUCUGUUAACGGAAGAGUUUUUUCUGCCAGCUGAUGCCCGUGGGUGUGGCCUGUCUGAUGUGAAUCCAGAUUCACAGGCAGGUGAGCAAAAUACCCCUCCCUCCCCCCAUGCUAAUUAGACUGCGUGGUUCUGGGGAAGGGGGGUUAGAACCCAGCUGCUGCAAGCUAUGGGUAGUGCAGUGCUCACGAGAAUACCAUACCGGGCAGCCCUUAGACAAACGUAAAAUGCUGCUUGUUGAUUGUCCAGGAGUUAAUGGGGAACAUAAUCUUCAGGUCUGUUCUCACUGCGCUCGCAUCCCAGCAAAGCCAGUGGGCGUGGUAGACACUCAGGCCUUUUGCUGACAUAAACCAAGUGUCGGAUUCUAAAGUGUGUAAAUCUGGAAAGACUCCAGUGGAGUGACUCCAGAUUCACACAAGUCUACGUCAGACCAGAACCGGGGCCUAGCAGUACUUUGGUGCAGUUCGCUCCCCAUUUUGGGGGGCGAUGUGGGCGUAAGGCAAAGUCCACACUUGUACUAACGCACAAUCACGGGGCAUGGGCAGAGGGUUAUAGGCGGAGCCACAGAGCCCACUCCCAGCAGGGGUUGACGGGCAAGAUAUUUCUAGGGAACUGGGGUCUAAUUUCUGCCACAUAGUCCAGCGACGGCCUUCAGUGCACCAGCUGGGCUCGGGUGCGGUCAUCGGGAUGGGUCUUAGCCCUGCUGGUAAAGACAGGCCAGAACGUCCGCUGGUAUAAACCAAUGUCCUGCCAUUGGUGUCUUUGCUCUUACACCAGCAGGAGACACCGUCCCGUUGAUUGGAGGCGUGUUGCUGGGGGAUCUAGUGCUCUGUGUUACCUCUCUCAAAAAAUGCCCAAAUUCUGCCCCCAUUCAAGUCCGAGGCUCUGAUUCUCCUACUGCUCAAAUGAUUGAGUGAAGAAUGAGGCCUGCUGACUCCACCGGACUCAGGCCUGGUUAACACCGGAGAGAACGAGAAGGGAACUAGGGUAGCUAUUCGGUCCUAGCGCUGAGCAACCUCCCAGCCCGUUCCCUUGGUGCGCAGGGAGCCGGGAUGGAUGGUGGCCCUUUGGGUCAGGCUGUUAUUGUUUAAAAUGAUCCCACGGGCCUGGGCUGAAAUCCCCAGUAGGUUAGUUACUGAAGAGCUAACGGGUUUCCUGUUGGCCUGAAUUGUUUUUAUUAAUAAAAGGGCCUGGAAGGUUUGAGCUGGUCCCUCACCGGAAAAGAGGGGCCAGGGAAUGUAUUCGCUGGUCAGUUUCACAGGGCUCUGUCCCGAAAUGGAGUCGCUGAACAUGAUAGCAGCAGCUGUGCGGAUUGUUAAUGCAGAUUAAAGUGUUUUUCUGAACA